CUGUGCAAUUUGUAUAUAAACACAUAAACUAAACACACACACACGCACAGUAGGCAGCAGGCAGUUUGAUAAGCGAUUUACAGUUACACAUCCAGCACGCAAUUCAAUUCCCGGCCAAUUGAGACCAUUAAAAGAGCGCGGAGCGAAGGCGACACCAGUACCAGCACCAGCACCACCACACAGACAGGCAGACAGAGAGGCACGGCAACAAGACGCAGCGUUCUUUGUUGCAAAUUACCGUUGGCCCCCCAUUCCGCGCCUUCCAACGCCCCCUUCCACUGGCCCACCGAUCCACGAUCCGCCAGCCAGUAGCUUCCAGUCAGUGCUCCGAUGCAGACGUCUCGCUGAGGAGGCAACAAAUCGCUGGACUGGAAAGGAGCACAGCACAGCCACAGCCACAGCACAACCAUGUCGGCGGUCAACCAGAAGGAGAGUCCCAGCCGGGACUCGACGGCCUCCACAUCCGGCCACAUCUCGAUGCUGGCGGACAACACCCUGGAGUCGCUCUCGCGGGACUACAGCCUGGGCAGCCUGAACUCGGCGGGCAGCCAGGACGAGUUCUUCCGGUGCCGCGACCAUGCGGACAACAUCCUCAAGCGGAUGCAGCUCUACGUGGAUAGCCAGCAGCUCUGCGAUGUGGUUCUCAUCGCCGGGAUCGAUGGCAAGAGAGUCCCCGCCCACCGCCUGGUGCUAUCGGCCUCGAGCGCCUACUUCUCGGCCAUGUUCACGGGAUCGCUGCGCGAGACCAAAGAGCAGGAGGUGACCCUCGGCGAGGUCCAUGGGGAUGCACUGCAUCUGCUCGUGCAGUACUGCUACACCGGCUUCAUCGAGAUGCGCGAGGACACCGUGGAGACGCUGCUGGCCACCGCCUGCCUGCUGCAGCUGACUGCCGUGGUCACCGCAUGCUGCAACUUCCUGGCCCGCCAGCUCCAUCCAUCCAACUGCCUCGGGUUCGCCUUCUUCGCGGAGCAGCAGAGCUGCACCACGCUGCUGCGUCUGGCGCAGGCCUACACCUGCCAGUACUUCAUGCAGGUGUGCCAGAACCAGGAGUUCUUCCAGCUGAACGCCGACCAGUUGGGCAAGCUGCUGUGCAGCGAUGAUCUCAAUGUGCCCUCCGAGCAGGAUGUCUUCCACAGUCUAAUGUCGUGGGUGCGCCACGAUUCCACUGCCCGUGAGCAGCACAUCCCCGAGCUGUUGGCCCUGGUGAGACUGCCCCUGCUCCAGCCAGCGUUCAUCAUGGACCACGUGGAGAACGUGUGCAAUGCCAACGAGUGCCAGCAGCUGGUGAUGGAGGCCUUUAAGUGGCACCUGAUGCCCGAGCGACGAUCCCGUAUCGCCACCGAGCGGACUACGCCGCGCAAAUCCACAGUGGGCCGUCUGCUGGCCGUCGGCGGAAUGGAUGCCCAUAAGGGCGCCAUCAGCAUCGAGAGCUAUUGCCCGCGAUUGGACAAGUGGACACCGUGGAAGCACAUGACCGGCCGUCGCCUCCAGUUCGGCGCCGCCGUCAUGGAGGACAAGCUGAUCCUCGUGGGCGGCCGCGACGGGCUGAAGACCCUGAACACCGUGGAGAGUUUGGACCUGAAUACGAUGGCUUGGGCGCCGCUCAAUGCCAUGGCCACGCCCCGCCAUGGACUGGGCGUGGCGCUGCUGGAGGGACCACUCUAUGCGGUGGGAGGUCACGACGGCUGGAGUUACCUGAACACCGUGGAGAGAUGGGACCCCUUUGCCCGCACUUGGAGCUAUGUGGCGCCCAUGUCCUCGAUGCGCUCCACCGCCGGCGUGGCUGUCCUGGGCGGUCGACUGUAUGCGGUGGGCGGACGGGACGGUUCCGUCUGCCAUCGCUCCAUCGAGUGUUACGAUCCGCACACCAACAAAUGGAGUCUCCUGGCGCCGAUGAACAGACGACGCGGCGGCGUGGGUGUGACGGUGGCCAAUGGUUUCCUCUACGCCUUGGGUGGCCACGAUUGUCCAGCUAGCAAUCCGAUGGUCUGUCGCACGGAGACAGUGGAACGCUAUGAUCCAGCCACCGAUACCUGGACACUGAUCUGCUCGCUGGCCCUGGGCCGGGAUGCGAUUGGCUGUGCCCUGCUCGGCGAUCGCCUGAUCGUCGUCGGCGGCUACGAUGGCAAUCAUGCGCUGAAGAGCGUGGAGGAGUACGACCCGGUGCGGAACGGAUGGAACGAACUGGCGCCCAUGGGCUUCGCCAGGGCCGGCGCCUGUGUGGUGGCCAUUCCCAAUGUCAUACCGCCGGCGGCCCAACAGCCGCCGCCCAGUGCUACAAAAAAGAAGAAGUGGAAGCCAGUGAGAUUGGAUCCAAUCUGCUAUAAUAGGCGUCCCAGAUCUGUCGAGUUUGUCGACUACUAUAACAUGUAAAUGCAAGACAGACAAGACAACAAACAAAGCAAACUAUAAACAUUAAACUAUAAACAUUUAAGCCAAGCUACAAAAACACAAGAAAACGUAAAAAAAAUUAAAAAGAAUCCAAAUAUUACGUAUUAUUUUAUAUUUACACAUAUAUAUAUUUUUACACAAAACAUACACUGCAUAAAUGUAUACACUGGAUAUGUAUUUUUUGUAAUAAAAGCGAAAAUAAAACAGUUA
This is a messenger RNA of Drosophila suzukii, 2601 nucleotides long. RefSeq names its product kelch-like protein 5. The record is from RefSeq and is a predicted model, not a curated record. Gene Ontology annotation, molecular function: protein binding. NCBI's taxonomy places the organism in Eukaryota, Metazoa, Arthropoda, Insecta, Diptera, Drosophilidae.